Messenger RNA from Rhipicephalus microplus (southern cattle tick), 1934 nucleotides. RefSeq names its product diacylglycerol kinase epsilon (gene Dgkepsilon). Gene Ontology annotation, cellular component: membrane. Gene Ontology annotation, biological process: phospholipase C-activating G protein-coupled receptor signaling pathway. The record is from RefSeq and is a predicted model, not a curated record. NCBI's taxonomy places the organism in Eukaryota, Metazoa, Arthropoda, Arachnida, Ixodida, Ixodidae. Gene Ontology annotation, molecular function: ATP-dependent diacylglycerol kinase activity.
GAUGUGUCUAGUCUUCGUCCGUAACUGUCCUGUGUGCAAACGUGACGUUCUGUGUUCGUCUUGGUGUUGGUUGCAGGAACUGUCGAUGCGCUUUUUUCUUUAAUACGUCGAAGUACAGUGCUGCUACGAGAGAAUGCUGCUCCCAAUAUCGAUGGCCUUGCUCUCGGUCGAAAACUUUGCGAGAUUAUCUGAGGUUACAGUUUAUUUAGGGAUGCUACUGUUCAUAAUCUUUCUCAUAUGGAGGUGCUUCAAGAAACCUCCAAUCUAUGAGAUACCAGCUUGGGACAUCACCAAAGGCCACCGUUGGUCUGUUACGGACAUCCUCAGCCGCACAGGUUAUUGCAGUGUCUGUGAGAAUCUAAUUGUGGAUGGCCUCUUCUGUGACUGCUGUGGCAUAUGUGUGGAUCACGGCUGUUGUGGUGUAGCUGAUAGGAAUUUCGCAUGCAAGACUCUGUCCUCCAGCGGCGAUUCCAUCAGUCAUCACUGGGUCAAAGGCAAUACCUCUCCAAACAGCCGAUGUGCGGUGUGCGGCCAGCUGUGUGGGCUGGAAGCAGCUUUGUCCGACUUCCGGUGCUGCUGGUGUCAGCGGACGGUGCACACAGGGUGCACGGGCAAGCUUGCUGAGGUGUGCGACCUGGGGCGACAUCGUGCAUGCGUGGUGCCGCCGUAUUGCGUUCGACUGCGCAUGGUCGGCUGGAAAGGGCGGCGCCACCUGGUUGUGCGCAGUGUCAACCCCCCAAGUUACAGCCCCUGGAGCCCGCUCAUUGUGGUGGCCAAUCGCCGCAGUGGCAACAAUGAUGGCGAGCACGUGCUCAGCGCCUUCCGUGGCAUCCUCAACCCGGCACAGGUGGUGGACUUGAAUGACCUGCCACCAGAAUCUGCCCUCGAGUGGUGUCACCUGAUAAAAGGUCACACUUGCCGCAUCAUAGUAGCAGGGGGUGACGGCACGAUCAACUGGAUUUUCACUGUCAUAGACAGGCUGAAACUACAGCCCUUGCCUCCUCUCUGUGUCCUGCCAUUGGGCACUGGCAAUGACUUUGCACGGGUCUUUGGCUGGGGCGAGGGCUACAGCUCAUCCGACAUCAAUGUCACCGACGUCCUUGACAGCAUUAACCAAGCUAAAGUGGAGAACAUUGACAGGUGGAGAAUCCACAUAACUCCUCAUCGGCGCUUGGGCUUUGCACCACCAUGUCAGGAAAUGUACAUGACCAACUAUUUCUCUGUGGGUGUGGAUGCCUUGGUUACCCUCAACUUCCACAAGACCCGACAGUCUUGGCUCUACUUUUGGAAGCAUCGCCUUUUCAACAAGUUCCUAUACAUCACUUAUGGCACCCGUGACUUGCUCGAGAAAAAGUGCCGGGAUCUUCCGCAAAAGGUGCGCCUUUGGCUGGACGGGGAGCCCCAGGACCUGGAGCAUCUGGAGGCCAUCACUGUGCUUAACAUCCCUUGCUGGGGCGCUGGUGUAAGGCCAUGGCACAUGGGGGCCGGAGGUCAGCUAGCUCAGCCUCAGAGGUAUAACGAUGGUCUUGUGGAAGUUAUUGGCCUGUACUCAUCCUUCCAUGUGGCACAGCUUCAGGUUGGCAUAUCCGAGCCUGUACGGCUUGGACAAGCUAGGGAGGUCAAGUUGGAGUUGUUGGAACGUCUUCCUGUGCAAAUUGAUGGUGAGCCUUGGGAGCAGGCCCCUGCCACGCUGUGUAUCACCUUCCACUGCCAGGCAGCUGUGCUCGUGAACCAGGGCGAACAUCCAUUGUGAAUUUGCAAUCUCGCAGAAGAAAGGGCUGUUGUCUAAUAGGAACACCGCAUUUCUUGAUCGCCGCAGAACGCAAUGAACAUAUCGGGUUUGCUUCUGCAAUUUAUCUUGCUUCACUGCGAGACUGUGGGAGCCUAUGCUUCUGUUUGUGUAUGUUACUGUAUUUAGAUAUGCCUGUGUACUA